AUGGAUCCAUCAUCAAUAGACUUUAUGAAGCACAUGGCGGCGACGGUGAUGGAGCACUUGGAUACCGUACGGUCGAAGCACCUGAAUAGUCAGGCCAAGCGGAUGAUUUUUGGUCUUGGCAGCUUUGUGGAAGGCAAGACCACGCUUCGUGGUUCCUGGCUGGAGUCAGAGGAGCAGGAGGCUGCCGCCGGGUGGACGAGGGAGCCGGUUGAGGGACAGUUGAACCAAAACGAGCAGGAUUUCCAGGAAACACAGACUCAAACGCGGCAGUUUUCUCAUCGCCCAAGGGAACAUGUAGCGUUUUCCAAAGAGGAAUCGAACAAGCGCCACAAAGUGAAGACAUCAUAUCGAUCCUCGGCUUCCGGCGACAAACUGCCUGACGACACCACUCCGGCUGAGUUGCAGCGGGUAUGCUCCCGGGCGGCUAACUUGAUUCGUGAGUCUAUCGAAGUGGAGGGAGUCGUUUUCCUAGACGCGAGGAUUGAGUCUUUUGGAGGUCUCGUCGGCGGAGACAGUGCGUUUUUGCCCACACUCAGUUCGUCCCCUCCGAAUCCCGAGGACAAUACCACUACCUGCCGCCCUCUGGGCUAUUCCACCACUCAGACUUCCACCGUAAAUGCCUGCGACCGUCGUGCAACAUCACAUGACUAUGCAGUGCGAGAGAUUGUGCUCAAGGCAAUGAUGAACCGCUACCCGCAAGGGAAAAUCUUCAACUAUACGCAGGACGGCUUGUUAUCCGACGAUAUCAGCACCAGUGCCAGGACACAAGGGACAGAGGGUAGCGGUAAAAGGCCACGGCGAUGCCACAAGCAAGAUGCAGAUGACUUGAGUAAGGCACUCGGAGGUGCGCGUAGUGUCAUUUUCCUUCCUCUUUGGGACACGCACAAGUCGAGAUGGCUCUCUGGGGUCCUUGUGUGGACGAAUACUCCCAAACGCGUUUUUACGACUGAGAAUGAACUCGCCUAUCUCCGAGCAUUUGGCAACAGUGUCAUGGCAGAGGUACAUAGGCUGGACGUGGAAAUGGCAGAAAAGGCAAACACGAACCUCAUCACCAGCAUAUCGCAUGAGCUGCGAAGUCCGCUGCACGGCAUUCUUGGAACCGCAGACAUUUUGUGUGACACUGCUAUGAACGCGCUGCAACAGGGCAUGGUCCAUACCAUCGAGUCCUGCGGCCGAACAUUACUCGACACCAUCAACCAUUUGCUCGACUUUACUUAUAUUGACAAGUUCAAGCAAGACCCUAAGCUGAAGAAGAAGCACCGGCGCAAGACCAUCCGCGAAGCCUCAGCUCAGGAGCAGGUGAAACUCGAACGUACUUCGCCAAGCAACAUUAAGGACUCAUUCGAGGAUGUCCAGCUCGACUCUGUACUCGAGGAAGUCGUGGAGAGUGUUUUUGCCGACCACAGCUUCUAUCAUCGCCCUCGCACCCAGCAUCGACAUGGUAAUGCAGAUACUUCGCAAGCUAUACAUCAGCCAAAGCAAGUGACAAUCGUCUUUGACAUCCAGGAGGCCACUGAGUGGAAAUUCUUUACCCAGGCCGGGUGCUGGCGCCGCAUUUUGAUGAACGUUUUUAGCAAUGCACUGAAAUACACCACGCAAGGCUACAUCUACCUGCGGCUGACAGCAACUGAAUCACCUUGUGCGGCAAGGAAGGAUUCCGACGGGUCACCGGAACCUAACGACCGAUAUCUCGUCACUCUCACUGUCAAAGAUACCGGGCAGGGCAUCAGCGCAAAGUUCCUACGAAAUGGGCUGUUCACUCCGUUUUCGCAAGAAGAUACACUCUCGCCUGGUAGCGGACUCGGACUGAGCAUUGUGCAAAAAGCACUUCGCUCGCUUGACGGCUCGAUCGAUGUCAGUUCCGAGAAAGAUCGCGGUACCGAAGUAUCCAUUCAGGUGCCGCUCAAACUUGCCUCGCUGCCAGACAAAUCAGACGGGUCAUCUUCGAACGCGGCAUACAGCCUCAUACGGAAAGAAGGUGAAGGGAAAACCAUCGGCUUACUGGGAUUCGGCUCUUCCGCCUCUUCUGAUCGGGAUGCCACGCUGUACAACGCGUUGAAGCGCGUGUGCGAGGACUGGUUCCAUCUUACCGUCAAAACAGUCUCUUUGCAUGGCGACCGCACUCCCUGCAACUUUUACCUCAUGGUCCACACUGAUCUGGAUGGAUCAGAUGCCGAAGGAAACCAGCAGUUCAACCUCCUCGAUCUAAAGGGCAUAUCACCGCUCAUUGUCAUAUGUCAGUCUCCGGAGACUGCGCAUAACAUGUUCGUGCGCACAAUGACCUCAAAGCGCGACCGGGACUCCAUUGUUGAGUUCAUCAGCCAGCCCUGCGGGCCGCGCAAGCUCGCGAAAACACUGGAACUGUGUAUUCGCCAACUCCAUGGCGAAGGUGCCCACCGUGAAGAAGGGACCCGCUGGGUUGAAGUGCCGGAAUCCUCGCAUCUGCCGCUGGACAUUGACACAAGAGACGCGCCGAGGGACAGAAUGAAGAUUAGCAAACGGCCUACCACGGAUACAUUUGGAAGCCAGGAUAACGGAGACACUCCGGAGCAUCACCGACCAUGCGCAUUACUCGUCGAGGAUAACCCGGUGAAUCUGAAGAUCCUCAAGACCUACGUGACAAAGGAAGGCUGGAGUUGUGAGACCGCGACCAACGGACUCGAAGCCGUCGAGCGGUUCCGCGAGAACCCCAGCAAGUUCGUCCUGGUCGUCAUAGGUCGGCUUAGCUCUCCACCCUCAAUCUCAACCAAGCUAACAAACAAUUCAGACAUCUCAAUGCCGAUAAUGGACGGCUUCAAAGCCAGCCGCACGAUCCGCGACUUCGAGCGAACGCACUUUGACAAGAAAUUCUCCUUAAAGCCACCAUGGUCCCCGACAACAAUCACCGCGUUAACCGGAUUGGACAGUGCGGCUGCGCAGCAGGAAGCAUUUGCCUCUGGGAUCGACACCUUUCUCACCAAGCCGAUCAAGCGGCAGGAUAUUCGCGUUCUGCUAGAGCGGUGUAAACCAUGA
Messenger RNA from Penicillium waksmanii, 3012 nucleotides. Its product is annotated as hybrid sensor histidine kinase/response regulator. Bases 1 to 3012 code for a protein of 1003 amino acids. Gene Ontology annotation, molecular function: phosphorelay sensor kinase activity; histidine phosphotransfer kinase activity. Lineage: Eukaryota; Fungi; Ascomycota; Eurotiomycetes; Eurotiales; Aspergillaceae. Gene Ontology annotation, biological process: protein autophosphorylation; phosphorelay signal transduction system. The transcript is spliced from 3 exons. The record is from RefSeq and is a predicted model, not a curated record.